AUGGAACUACCAUCCCAAGCAGUUGACAUGUCCCGACUGUACUGGCCACUUAACAUCGUCUUAGCAGACCCAACUUUCCAUCAACCCGGUCCUAUCGAUCUAAUAUUUGGAGUGGAAAAUUUCUAUGAUCUGUUGCGGGAGGGACAGAUCAAAAAUAGUCAUGAGGAACCUCUAUUGCAGAGUACCGCUCUUGGGUGGGUGGUGUCAGGCCGAGUCAACGUAGUUGCUUUACCGUCGUUCACGAGCUUCGCACAUAUGUGUAGUACACCGUCAUUAGAAGAACAAUUAACACGCUUCUGGGAGAUUGAAGCUUGUCAUUCGAAAAGCACAUUAUCGUUAGAGGAGUCUGCUUGUGAAGAACAUUUCGCAACCAAUACUAUUCGAAAUUCUUCAGGUCGUUUCGUCGUCGCCUUGCCAAAGAGAAGUUCAGUGAUCGCAGAGCUAGGAAACUCAAAGGCCAUUGCUACUCGUCGCUUUCUUUCCCUCGAACGACGCCUUACUGCAAAUCCUGUACUGAAAGAAGCUUAUUCUGAAUUCAUUCACGAGUACGCCCAGCUCGGGCAUAUGAAGCUGAUUAAUGAUAUUGCCGAUUCUGAUCGAUCCUCUCCGUCCUAUUAUUUGCCUCACCAUUGCGUCGUCCGACCAGAUAGCAUCACCACUAAACUCCGUGUGGUCUUCGAUGCUUCGUGCUCCACAGACACAGGAGUGUCUUUAAACGACUUACUAAUGGUCGGUCCACUCGUGCAGGAUGACCUUCUUACCAUUAUCCUACGAUUUCGGAUGCCACAGUUUGCUAUCAUCUCUGACAUCGAAAAGAUGUAUAGGCAAAUUCUGGUCUGUGACAAUGAUCAGCCACUCCAACGAAUAUUAUGGAGAGACUUACCAUCACAACAGAUUCUGAGCUACCAGCUAACAACGGUUACGUACGGUACAUCAUCAGCUCCUUACCUCGCAACAAAGAGUCUCCAGAGACUGGCUGAAGACAGUUCGGAAAAGUUUCCAGUAGCAGCAGAAGUCAUCCGACGAGACUUUUACAUGGACGAUAUGCUUAGUGGGGUCGACAGCGUGGAAGAAGGCCAAGAACUCUGUAGGCAGUUGAUUCAUGUGAUGAACUCUGCUGGAUUUCAGCUCCGGAAAUGGGCUUCAAAUGAGCCCAAGGUUCUAGAAGGAAUUCCACUCCCCCUAAGGGACGAACGAACUAUUUUCGACCUCGACUCGUCGGUUUCGCCGAUAAAGACACUGGGUUUGCAGUGGGAUACAUCAACAGAUGCAUUUCUUUUCGAAGCUCCGAAGCACAGUGAACAGAUACCUAUAACCAAACGCGUGGUUCUGUCGGAUAUCGCUCGGCUUUUUGACCCUCUGGGGUUAGUUGGGCCAAUCGUCGUCUUAGCAAAACUGUUCAUGCAAGAGCUUUGGCGAGAAGGAAAAAAUUGGGAUGAUGCGCUUUGCGAUUCUCAUCAACGUUAUUGGUCAGAAUUUCGCGAUGAUCUUCACGCUCUUUCGUUAAUGAAAAUACCUCGGUGGGUCGUGUCUACACCAUCCGCAGUUUGUUUGGAGCUACAUGGGUUUUGCGACGCUUCGGAGAAGGCGUACGGCGCUUGCAUUUACGUCCGCGCAGUCUCUUCCAGCGGAAGCAUCCACGUUAACUUGCUGACCGCCAAAUCUAAGGUGGCACCGAUUGGAAAAACGAAAAAAGAUGGUACCGUCUGUUUGCCACGUCUGGAGCUCUCUGCAGCCCUCUUGCUAAGCCAUCUCUUCGAAAAGGUUCAAUCUAGCCUAAACCUUAAAGGUAGCAGUUUCUUCUGGACCGAUUCAACUAUAGUCCUUGCCUGGCUCUCCGCCAGUCCAUCGCGCUGGAAAACUUUUGUGGCAAAUCGGACCUCAGAAAUCCAGCGAAUCACAACCAAAGGCAUCUGGGCACAUGUUCCAGGUACAGAAAACCCAGCAGAUGUCAUUUCGAGAGGAAUAUCACCAACACAGCUACACGAUUUCGUUCUGUGGUGGAGUGGGCCGCCAUGGCUCUCGAUGCCGUCUCGAUUUUGGUCACCAUUUACACGCCCCUCCGCAGAAACAUUCACUCCCGAACAACUAGAAGAACGAGUGAUUGCCCUUCCAAUUCAGGUCCAGCCUCCUAAUGAGUUGUUUCUGCGUUAUUCAUCCUUCAACAAACUCGUACGUGUUGUAUCGUGGAUCCAAAGAUUCAGUUUUAACUCCAGGAUUCAGAACCGUUACGAAAGGAAAACCGGGUUUCUUUCAGUAAUUGAAAUUAAACAGGCUACACACUGCCUGGUGAAACUCGCUCAGGAUGAAAGAUUCUCUCAGGAUCUCGCGGAAGUAGCUCGAAAUGGGCAAGUCAAACAGAAUUCUCGAUUGAAAACUCUUACUCCAAUACUAACGAAUGGCGUAUUGCGUGUCGGUGGCCGGCUGCGCCAUGCUCCCGUAAGCUACGACCAACGGCAUCCGAUGAUCCUGCCGGACAAACAUCCUUUCACUGAGCUACUAGUAGUUCACUACCACCGAAAGCUUUUACAUGCUGGUCCGCAGUUGCUAAUUGCCACCAUUCGUGAAAGAUUCUGGCCGCUGCGAAUAAGAAACCUUGCCCGCCAAGCUGUUCACUCCUGCGUCAGCUGUUUUCGUUGCAAACCUAAGAUCCUGCAACAGUUAAUGGGUGAACUUCCACCGGAGCGCGUUACACCAGCAUUCCCGUUUCUCCGCACGGGUUUGGAUUACUGUGGACCUUUUUAUUAUCGUCAAUCUCGCCGAGCUGCCCCUGUUAAAUGUUUUGUUUCCAUUUUCGUAUGCCUUGUAACGAAGGCGGUCGACAUUGAGUGCGUUGGAGACCUAUCGACCAACUCAUUCCUAGCUGCUCUGAAACGGUUUGUCGCUCGCCGAGGGAAACCAGAGUUGAUUGAGUGCGACAAUGCAACCAACUUUAAAGGAGCUCAACGCGAAUUGAACGAUUUAGCCCAACUAUUCGUAUCUCAGCAGCACCAAGAACUGAUCACUACCAACUGUACGGAAAAUGGGAUUACGUUCAAAUUCAUACCUCCUAGAUCCCCAAAUUUCGGCGGGCUCUGGGAAGCAGCCGUCAAGUCGCUGAAGAAACACUUGCGCAGCACGGUCGGCAAUGUUGUACUGUAUCAGGACGAAUUUCUUACUAUACUAACUCAAAUUGAAAGUUGCCUAAAUUCUCGGCCACUCACUCAGCUCAGUUCGGACCCUAACGAUCUGGAAGUGCUUACUCCUGGGCAUUUCUUGGUACAUCGAUCACUGGCCGCCAUUCCAGAACCAAGUCUCGAAGAUGUGCCUUCCAACCGCUUAGACCGAUGGCAGCAAACACAGGAAUACGUCCGGCGAAUUUGGAAGCAGUGGCAGUCGGAAUAUUUGUCCGGGUUGCAGCCUCGUACUCAAUGGACUCAACAACGAGACAACAUUUCGGUGGGUACCAUGGUACUGGUGAAGGAAGAAAACCUUCCACCACUUAAAUGGAAAUUUGGACGAAUACUACAAGUCUUCACGGCUGAUGAUGGCAACAUCCGGGUAGUAACCGUUAGGACGAAGGACGGUGAAUUUCGUCGUGGAAUCUCCAAAAUCUGCGUAUUGCCCAUUCAGAGACCUACGGAAUACCUCGAUGAUGAAGCCACUGAUCCACACGAAGGAACCUAG
Molecule: messenger RNA, 3666 nt
Organism: Topomyia yanbarensis
Lineage: Eukaryota; Metazoa; Arthropoda; Insecta; Diptera; Culicidae
Exons: 1
Coding region: 1-3666 (1221 amino acids)
Biological process (GO): DNA integration
Molecular function (GO): nucleic acid binding
Source: RefSeq, a predicted model, not a curated record